This is a messenger RNA of Microsporum canis CBS 113480, 318 nucleotides long. RefSeq lists its product as uncharacterized. The record is from RefSeq and is a predicted model, not a curated record. Lineage: Eukaryota; Fungi; Ascomycota; Eurotiomycetes; Onygenales; Arthrodermataceae. The transcript is spliced from 3 exons. The coding region runs from base 1 to 318 and encodes 105 amino acids.
AUGCAGAUACUACUUGAUCACGGUUCCUUCACAAUAGCUCAAAAGCCCAGAGCACAGAGAAACGACGUGAAUUUGACUGAUGUCCCACCAAGGAACAACAAGAGAGACAAAUAUCGGCGGGUUGGGGGUUCUCCUUCGAUAGAACAUGAGCUAUCGCCAGAGAAUGAAGAUGAACGAGUUGAGCGCCCACCAGUCACUUUCGGCGGUCGUCAGGCCUUUAGUGUGACCCCUCAUACAUCUUACUAUCAUGUUCGGUUUGCUUCUAGAAACGUCGCUUUUUCGGUAUUGGAGAUUUUUUCGAGUCUAGUACUACUAUGA